UUGGCUAGCCUGAUCAUACCGCAGGGCCUCAAGAGGAAACUUUCGGCUGGGAACACCAUGGAGCUGCUUCCUCUUCUUCUUGCCUGCUCCCUUCUCUUCACCGUUGCGACUCCUGUCAGGGACAUCACCGACGCCUGCGCCUCGCAAAUCAAUGAUUUCCAGCACCUCAACAGCUCGGGCCUCCACCUGACGCUGCACCACCCGCAGAGCCCCUGCUCGCCGGCGCCACUCCCUUCCGACCUCCCCUUCUCCGCCGUGCUCAUCCAUGACGAUGCGCGUGCCGCCCACCUCGCCUCGCGCCUCGUCUACAAUAAUGCACCGUCCCGCCGCCCAACGUCGCUCCGCAAGAAGCCCGCCGCCGGCGCUGGCCACCUGUCCGGCUCGCUGGCCGCCUCCGUGCCGCUCACGCCGGGCGUGUCCCUGGGCGUGGGGAACUACGUUACCCGCCUGGGCCUCGGCACGCCGGCGACCUCCUACGCAAUGGUCGUCGACACGGGCUCCUCGCUCACCUGGCUGCAGUGCUCGCCCUGCAAGGUGUCAUGCCACCGCCAGACGGGCCCACUCUACGACCCCCAAGCAUCGACAACCUACGCCUCCGUGCCGUGCUCGGCCUCGCAGUGCGACGACCUUCAGGCCGCCACGCUCAACCCGUCCGCCUGCUCCGUCUCCAACGUCUGCAUCUACCAGGCCAGCUACGGCGACAGCUCCUUCUCCGUCGGGUACCUGAGCAAGGACACCGUCUCCUUUGGCUCCAGCAACUUCCCCAGCUUCUACUACGGCUGCGGCCAUGACAACGAGGGUCUCUUCGGCCGGUCGGCGGGGCUCAUCGGCCUCGCGCGCAACAAGCUGUCGCUGCUCUACCAGCUCGCGCCCAGCCUCGGAUACUCCUUUACCUACUGCCUCCCGACCUUGGCGUCGGCGGGGUACCUCUCCAUCGGGUCCUACAACCCGGGGCAGUACUCGUACACGCCCAUGGCGUCCAGCUCGCUCGAUGGCUCGCUCUACUUCGUCAACCUGGCCGGGAUGUCCGUCGGCGGGAGCUCGCUGGCGGUGUCGCCGUCAGAGUAUGGCAGCCUGCCGACGAUCAUCGACUCGGGCACGGUGAUCACGCGCCUGCCGACGAGCGUGUACAACGCGCUGAGCAAGGCGGUGGCCGAGGCCAUGGGCGGGGUGCCACGCGCGCCCGCGUACUCCAUCCUGGACACGUGCUUCCAGGGCAAGGCGUCGCAGCUGCACGUGCCGGCCGUGGGCAUGGCGUUCUCCGGCGGCGCAACGCUGAAGCUCGCGACGCGGAACGUGCUCAUCGACGUGGACGACUCCACGACGUGCCUGGCGUUCGCGCCGACGGAUAGCACGGCGAUCAUCGGGAAUACGCAGCAGCAGACGUUCAGCGUCGUCUACGACGUCGCGCAGUCCAGGAUCGGCUUCGCGCCCGGCGGUUGCAGCUGAGGGGUGAACUGCGCGCAUGGUCAAGCUUGGUAAAUUAAAGACGCAUACACAAGUAAAUGCAUGAAAGUAACAGUUAGCUGGAAGUACUUCAACAAUUGUCAACAUCUGUACGUGUUAUGCUCCUGGCAAUUUGUACGUCAUUUAUAGGUAAAUUUUAGAGAUUGGAUUUCUACAGUUCACUGGAAGUGCUUCAACAAUUGUAAGGUCAAAAAACAGAAGUGCAAUGGCUGGACGAUUUGGUCUAUCAUUUAUGUUCUUGUUAACUCAA
Molecule: messenger RNA, 1717 nt
Organism: Phragmites australis (common reed)
Lineage: Eukaryota; Viridiplantae; Streptophyta; Magnoliopsida; Poales; Poaceae
Product: aspartyl protease family protein At5g10770-like
Exons: 2
Coding region: 58-1449 (463 amino acids)
Biological process (GO): proteolysis
Molecular function (GO): aspartic-type endopeptidase activity
Source: RefSeq, a predicted model, not a curated record